This is a messenger RNA of Amblyraja radiata (thorny skate), 2544 nucleotides long. RefSeq names its product zinc finger MYM-type protein 1-like. The record is from RefSeq and is a predicted model, not a curated record. Gene Ontology annotation, molecular function: protein dimerization activity. Lineage: Eukaryota; Metazoa; Chordata; Chondrichthyes; Rajiformes; Rajidae.
AUGGAGCUACACGCCUGCCAGCCCGUCGUUGCACCAUGCCGUGUUCAGUUGAGUGGUGCGCAAAAGAGAAAACGUGCAAAAGAGAAUGAGCAAAAUAAUCUGUCUGUUGUAGCCAAGACAGGAAAGCUGACAGAUUUCUUCUUACAAACUGCAGAGAAAGAUGAUCCAGAUCAAAACCAGUGUCAGUCUUCAGAGACAGCAAGUGAAUCAAAUCUAUCUCCUUCAUCAGAAACAGGCAGUGUUGGUGCAAGGCCAGAUUUUCAUGAUGACGUUGCACAUGAUGAAAUGCCACAACCUGGACCUAGUUCUACGACAAGAUGUGUAAAUGCUUUUGAACUGUCCAAGGAGUUUAGAGAACUGACCAAGGAUGAAAUGAACAAAGCUAAGGACCCAGGGUUGUGGGAUGAAUUUUAUGGUGAUGAUGUGACUUAUUGGGUUGCUUGUGGACCCAGUGAAUGUCAGCACCACAAUGGGCCAUUUGACAAAUCGUGUCGCAAUUUCAUCAGUGGGAAGCCAAAGAGAUACUGUUCACAGAAAAUCUUUUUUGGAAUAAAAGCCAAUGGUGAACACUACAAGAGAGAAUGGCUGUUGUACUCUCCUUCAAAAGGAUCAGUUUACUGUUUUGUUUGUAAACUAUUUGCGCCCAAAGGGUCAACGCAUUUUGCUAGAAAUGAAGGAUUCAGUGACUGGCGAAACACUGCUGUAAUUGACAACCAUGAAAAAAGUACAACUCACCGAGAUGCCAUGUUGAUAUUUAACUCAGAAACAAGGCUUAGGCAGCCACUGGAAAAACAAAUUGAAGAGGAGUACAAUUACUGGGAGAAUGUGCUUUGGCGUGUUGUAGCAGUCAUUUGCACACUGGCUGAACGAGGAUUGGCAUUCCGAGGAAAAGUGGUAAAAUUUGGGUCUCUCAAUAAUGGGAAUUAUUUGGGGCUACUCGAAUUGAUAAGUCAGUUUGACCCAUUCUUGCACAUAUCACGGUAUGGCAAUGCUGGAAAAGGCAACCCUUCGUACCUGUCCAAAACGAUAUGUGAGGAACUUAUUGAGUUAAUGGCAAAGAAAGUGCACUCCAUCAUCAUUGACGAAAUUAAUGUUUCUGGGUACUUCAGUCAGUCUGUGGACUCAACGCCUGAUCUUUCGCAUGUUGACCAACUGAGCAUAGUGCUCAGAUACUUGCAAGAUGGACAGCCAGUUGAACGAUUUAUCACAUUUUUGGAAUUACAAAACCACACUGGUGAAGCUAUGGCACGGCAGGUGUUGAAGUACUUAUGUGAUGAUUGUAAAUUGGAUUUUGCUAAAUGCAGAGGGCAGUCAUACGACAAUGCUGCCAACAUGUCUGGACGUUACAAUGGCAUGCAGCAAAAACUUUUGGAUGCAAAUCAGUUUGCCAUUUAUGUACCCUGUGCAGCUCAUUCACUAAAUUUAGUUGGACGAAGUGCUGUGGAUUGCUGUCAAGUUGCAGUAGAUUUCUUUUCCACUGUACAACUGCUCUACACAUUCUUUUCAGCCUCAACUGCUCGGUGGAGAAUUCUCAAAGAUUGCAUUGGAAAUGAAAAAGUGUUGAAAUCACUUUCAGAAACCAGAUGGGAAGCACAUGCUGUGGCAACUGCAGCAAUUAUCAACUCUUUCUUCAAGAUUCUGGAAGCUUUGGAAGAUUUAUCAGAUGACCAGUUGCAAAAAGGUGACACUAGAAGGGAGGCAAAGAAUAUUGCAAACAAGAUGCAAGAACUGGAAUUUGUGUUCAUGCUGAGUUUUUGGAAUGCAACUUUAGAAAAGUUUCAUAGAACAAGUCAACUUCUUCAAAGUGAAAAUGUGAUCUUGCAAACAUUUGCAGAUUUGUAUUCAUCAUUGGCAGACCAGUUGCACACAUCAAGAGAUGAGUUUGAGAGAUUUGAAUCACUUGCAAAGAACAUGCUCCCUGAUGUAGAAUACAAAGCAACUCAAAUGCGUAAGCGUAUAAGAAAGAGAAUGCCCAACGAUGGAAAUGCACCAGAGGUCAUUCUCAGUGCCAGAGACAAAUUCCGUAUCUCCACUUUUUAUGUAAUUGUUGAAAAGUUAGAAACGGAAAUGAGGAGGAGACGAAAGGUGUACACUGAAAUAGCAGACAGAUUCUCUUGUCUGACAGAUGUUCCUAAUGCCACCCAACAAGGUGCUAAUUCCCAAUUAUCAGAAAGUGAAAGGUACUCAAAGACUUGUCAGACACUCAUUGAUGCUUGUCCAGAUGACAUGAACAACACUUUGUCUACAGAGCUUCAGCAGUUCCAUUCAUAUGUUCUUCAUAAGUUUAAAACAACCAAGAAAACAUCUUUCACUCACAUGGAACUUUACAACACAAUUACAGAAGACAAACUAGAGAGUGCCUUUCCAAAUGUUGAAAUUGCCUUAAGAAUAUUUUUAACAUUAAUGGUCACCAACCGUACAACAGAGAGGUCUUUCUCACAACUGAAACGUGUAAAAAACCCAAAUAGAUCAGUUAUGCUUCAAGUUAUGACUCGACUCGCUGUGUAUAUUAACAAUUCAUGCAGACAUUCUGAGAAGCAUUAA